Messenger RNA from Prorocentrum cordatum, 1842 nucleotides. Lineage: Eukaryota; Dinophyceae; Prorocentrales; Prorocentraceae. The record is from the annotation of a GenBank genome assembly.
AUGCGAAUUGCCUUUCCAUCGGCUUUCACCCCGCCGAGUCCUUGUGGGCAGGCACGUGCGUUCUGUUCCAUGCAGCUUGCAACGAUACGGAUGGGCACGACAGCAACACGACUUGUGCCAGUCCGUCCGCACAGGGUGCUGUCAGCAUCAAUUUCAAUAAGGUGCCCACGACUGCACCAACGCCUGCACCAACGCCUCCACCAUGACGUCACGGACGGAUCUUCUCCAAGCUCAUUCUAUCCAUGUGCUUGCGGAUCUGCCGUUUGCGAGGGCACCGAGCUUUGCUCCACGGGCUCGUGUGCGCCUCUGGAGGCUCUGACGGUGGCGUGGCCGUGCUCGUUCCCCGGGAUCGGAAGCGGAUAUUUCAGCCUCUCUGGAGUGAGUGCAAGUGGAGCGCCAGUGUACAGAAACGCCGACGGCAGCUACCUCUAUUGGGAUGCCUCGUGCGACGGGACUGGGGACCACAACGGCAACCAGUGGAUCAUGGACAACGAGGCUCCGAGCACGACAGCGCUCAUGCACCUGGACGGCGAUGGGGACUGCGUCUACUUGGGGCACCACGACUCCUCGGCGUCCCACAGAGUCCCCCUGGGGAACUCCACGUGGGCAGUCCUGUGCGACGGCAACAUCGCCGACGCGACGGUCGGCGUCGCCUACCACGCGGGACCGGCGCCGACCCCAGCCCCGACGCUGGAGCCCGGGGCUCCGUGUGCUUGCGGGUCCCCCUGCGGUGGAUUCGCCUACGUGGACAUCGACGGCGACGGCUGCAUCGGCCUGGCAGAAGCUGCGAGCGUCGACGGGCUGGGUGCUGGCCUCGUGAAGAUGGACACGAACGGGGAUGGCUGCGUGAGCCAGGAGGAGUGUGCGACCUCCGACAAGAGCUAUCUCAUACCGAGCUUCACAGCCCCGGGUACGGCGGAGUGCGAUUACGGCUUCUACGUGCCGGAGGGGGCCAGCGUGUGCCAGAUGUGCCCCACGGGGGAGACGAGGCGGCGCCGCUCGACGCACUGCACCGAGUGCCCCGCGGGCAAGCUGGACCUCGGCGACUUCGACAACUGCAUCUCGGGGGCGUACCUUCUUGAGCCCCUCGAGCCAGGGAACACCGUCCUGGUCACCAACACGGACGUCGACGAGAGCGGGGCCCUGGUGAUGGCGGGCAGCGUCGUCCAGGUGGCGACACGCAAUCCUGGCUUCUACCAGAGGCUGACCAUCAAUGAUGUCAUCUCGGACACGCGCAACUUGAGCGCUCGCCUCUCCGCAGAGGAGCGAGCCGAGCUGGGCUCCGGGGCCGUCACCUUCAAUGUGAGCCUCACUCCUUCGCAGUACACGUUCGCGAUGUACGACCCCGUCAUAAAGAUUUGCAGCGGGACCGCCUCGACGGACUUCAGCGAGCAUUACCCGUGCGGGUGUGGGUCCUCGAUCUGCCAGUUCGGGGAGCGGUGCGAUCUAUCGUGCCACGGGGCCUAUCCUACCAGCGACGUGCUGGCGGGGAGCGCCUACGGGCAGGGGGGCUGCUGCGUGGGCCCCGCUGCCGCCGUCCUGCCGACGCCGGCCCCGACGAUCUCGGCCACGGGGGACCCGCACCUGGUCAACCUGCAGGGGGAGCACUUCGACGUGAACCAGGUGGGCGAGUUCACGCUGCUGAGGAUCCCGGAGGACGCCGGCAGCCCUGCGGAGCUGGAGCUGAAGGCGACGGUCCUCCCCGAGCACGGGAAGCCGUGCACCACGUACAUCACGGAGGUGGAGAUCUCGGGCACCUGGCUGGGCGGCAAGGUCGUGCAGGUGCGCACAGGGCGAAGGCCCAGGGCGAGCCUGGCAGGUUCCUGGGCCUGCGGGUGGUGA